Homalodisca vitripennis (glassy-winged sharpshooter) is the source of this 2967-nucleotide messenger RNA. RefSeq names its product retinoblastoma-binding protein 5 homolog (gene Rbbp5). The transcript is spliced from 11 exons. NCBI's taxonomy places the organism in Eukaryota, Metazoa, Arthropoda, Insecta, Hemiptera, Cicadellidae. Gene Ontology annotation, molecular function: protein binding. The record is from RefSeq and is a predicted model, not a curated record. Gene Ontology annotation, cellular component: Set1C/COMPASS complex. The coding region runs from base 118 to 1551 and encodes 477 amino acids.
UGUUUUUGUUUGUUGUAGUAUGGGUUAGUGGGGAAUGUUGAGUUUUAAAAACUAAAUAUUGACUUUUGAGCUGAGUGCAUCUUCAAGUGAUAAAUAUUGUUCCCGUGUAAUUUUGAAAUGAAUCUAGAACUGUUAGAAUCAUUUGGCCAAAACUACCCAGAGGAGUUUGAUGGAGCACUGGAUUGUAUCUCGCUGGCUGUAACAUGUGCUUUCAACAAGCGAGGCACUCUCCUAGCGGUUGGUUGCAAUGACGGACGCAUCGUCAUCUGGGACUUUCUGACUAGGGGCAUUGCCAAGAUCAUCAGUGCCCAUAUGCACCCUGUCUGCUCUCUUAGUUGGUCUAGAAAUGGCUUCAAACUACUGAGUGCUUCUACUGACAACAAUGUUUGUAUCUGGGACGUGCUCUCUGGAGAGUGUGAACAGAAAUAUCGCUUUCCAUCACCUAUCCUCAAAGUACAGUUCCAUCCUCGUAAUGACAAAGUUUUCCUUGUCUGUCCGAUGCGUCAUGCUGCUGUUUUAGUUGACACGGAUGGAGAUCAUAAAAUCGUACCUCUCGAUGAAGACACGGAUCUAACAAUAGUUGCAUCAUUUGACCGAAGAGGGCAGUUCAUCUACACAGGCAACGCCAAGGGCAAGAUACUUGUCAUGAGCUGUCCGGACCUCGAACUCAAGGCUUCGUUCAAAGUUUCGACCAGUGCUACGGCCGUGAAAAGCAUCGAGUUUGCAAGAAGAGGAGAGUGUUUCCUGGUGAACUCGGCAGACCGGGUGAUCAGGGUAUACAAUUCAGAUAAGGUGAAGAACUGUGGCAAGGACGGAGAGCCAGAACCUAUUCAGAAACUGCAAGAUCUCGUUAAUAAGACAAUGUGGAAGAAGUGCUGUUUCUCAGGCGAUGGGGAAUACGUGUGUGCCGGCUCAGCCAGACAACAUGCCUUGUACGUUUGGGAAAAGAGUAUCGGGAACCUGGUCAAGAUCUUGCAUGGAACAAAGGGUGAACUGCUUCUGGAUGUUGUGUGGCACCCGGUAAGACCUAUAAUUGCGUCGAUAUCCAGUGGUGUAGUGUCGGUAUGGGCUCAGAACCAGGUGGAGAACUGGUCCGCCUUCGCUCCGGACUUCAAGGAGUUGGACGAGAAUGUUGAGUACGAGGAGAGAGAGAGUGAGUUUGACCUGAGUGACGAGGACAAGUCGGUCACAGAGGGUCCUGAGAAACACAAUGAGGAUUUGGAGGUGGAUGUCACCUCUGUGAACCCUGUUCCGGCUUUCUGUAGUUCAGACGAAGAAACGGAGGACACAGAAGUGCUGCAGUUUCUGCCGAUAGCCCCCGAGGUGGAGGACCCAGAAGAGGGACCCACACUGCCCCCACCACACCCCGUAGCUCCAACCUCCUUCCCUCCGUCCGGCUCACCCCCUCUCAAACGUCCUCGUUACCAGUCUUACGAGAUUACGCUGCAGGGUGCUCCUGUAGAUGAACCUCACCCUCUGCUGAGCAAUCGACCUGGCAAGGAUAAGUCUUUUUCUGGCACGAAGAAGGGGACGAAGCGAUUUGCCAAAUGAGACAGUUUUUCUUACGUAUUUUCCUAAAAAAGAUAGUUUUUGAAGGAUGUGCAAAUAUUGAGAUUUAAAAUCACACAAACUAUAUAAUUUUUCAGAGAUUUUGAGAUUUGAGACGAAACUCUCCUUUCAAACUUCUCAAAUAUUCAAAUGGGACUUAUAUUACAAAACUGAUGCAAAAUACAAUAGUGGAGAAAUUCAAUCAUUUUAUAUCACAGACUCUUGCUAGUUGAUAGAAAAAUUGACAGGCUUACCUUGAAAAUUAUCCUCUAGGGUCCACUGAUUUGAAAGAAACGUUAAGAUAUAUAUAUAUAUAUAUAUGUGUGUGUGUGUGUGUGUGUGUGUGUGUGUGUGUGUGUGUGUGUGUGUGUACACGUUUCAAAAUUUUUGAUUGCACUGCAAUCUUUUCAACCAGUAGAGAGCAUUGUAGUUGUCUGCCUACUUUGGGACUCAGAGUCAAUGUGGGAAGCAGUGUUGCAAUUUACUUUUUUAUAAUUUGCACUGCAGGACCCUUUCAAAUCAGUGGACCCUAGAGGGAAGUUUUCAAGGUUUCCUGAAAAUUUUCUUAUCAAGUAUCAAUAAUGCUUGGCUUUCACCUCUAUUAAUUCAAACAUAUAUUAUAGACUUGUUAUUGAUUAUAUAUGUAAUAAAAUAAAUCUUGUCUUCCUAAUGUUUUUAAGAAAUCCUUCAAUAUCCUUCAAAAUUCAUUAUUUCUUUGUUCAUACUUGUGAUUAUAAAAUCUUUAUCAAAUUGUUCCUGUAGAAACCUUAUAGGAUUAAUGAAUUUUAAUAACUAACAAUAUUUUUUCUCAGGGAGGAUAAAAAAAGACAGUGUUAAAAAAACUAUUCUCGUCAACAACGGAUAUAUAUCUCAAUUGGAAAAUAACUUAAAAUGCAACAUUUAAUGUAAUUCUUACUAAAUUAUGAUUGGUUUACACUUCAGUGUUGUACAUUAGAUAAACGUAAGAGUUUCAAUGAUCGGUUAAAUUGUAUCAUUUUGUAAAUGAAUUUAUAUACAAAAUUGAAUUAUUCCCGGAUAAUAGAUUUUACUACCAAAGUUUCAUUGUUUUAUAUAUAUAUUUCAAAUAUUUCAUAGCAUAUAUUAGUUUUUGUAGAAAUCUAUUCAUGUUAAGACGUAUUGUUAGAUUAUUAUUUUAUUCCAAGUCAAAUUUCAUUAUUUGCACAUCCCUGAUUGUAUAUAAAAAUUUAUUUUUAUCUUUCGUAUUGUAUGUACAUAAUAUUAUGUUAGUGUAAAUUUUAAGAUGAGUGUCAAGCUGAAAUGAUAUUAACUUAUCAGACAACUCCAGAUAAUUAGUACAAAAUCAUUACACUCAUUCAACAUUUUUCAUAUGUACAUAAUUUUAUAUAUUUGUUAAGAGUUUAGUGUGAUUUUUACAAUUAAACAGUACCUCGGUAGUCA